Molecule: messenger RNA, 525 nt
Organism: Rhizoctonia solani
Lineage: Eukaryota; Fungi; Basidiomycota; Agaricomycetes; Cantharellales; Ceratobasidiaceae
Product: CBS and PB1 domain protein
Exons: 2
Coding region: 1-525 (174 amino acids)
Source: RefSeq, a predicted model, not a curated record
AUGUCCCUUCGCACUCUAGGUAUAGGUACCUAUGUCGACCCCAAUAGCAGCAAUCCUUUUCAUCCGAUAGCAACCGCCACGCUCAAUACUCGUGUCUUUGAUGUGGUCCACAUGUUCAGCGAACGAGGAAUCAGCGCGGUUCCAAUUAUCGACGAAAACGGUAUUGUUGUCAAUUUGUAUGAGACUGUUGACGUCAUCACCCUAGUUCGGCUAGGAGAGUACAAAUCUCUGGACCUUACAAUCGCCGCAGCCCUCGCACAUCGGGCUCCCGAUUUCCCGGGUGUGAUUACUUGUACUCCGUCGGACAGUCUCGCGUCCCUCCUCGCGCUAGUGCGCCAACGACGAGUCCAUCGGUUGGUCGUUGUCGAAGGCGAAGACGGGCGCAAGGGUCGUUUGGCAGGGAUCAUCACUCUCAGUGACGUUCUCAAAUAUGUAGUCGGAGAAGACGUUGAUUCUGCCAGCCCUCAGUCAGCCCCGGCUCAACAAUUGGGCAACGAGCUGUCGCAACAAAGCUCGCCCGCGUAA